GCCAGGGCUACACAGAGAAACCCUGUCUCGAACAAACCACACACACACAAAAAGCAGGCCAUUGUUUCUAGUUGCUGACAUUGCAGGCUGUUAGCGCCCUUGACAGGAAAUGGUUAAAUGCCAGCAUGUCCUAAUCCAUGGAUGCAUGGCUAGGGACCUAUUAGGUCAGUCCCCACCCCAUUUUAUGUCUAUGGAUGUUGUACUUUUAUGUAUGUCUGUGUACCACAUACGAGCUCACUGCCCUCAGAACUAGAAGAGAUGUCCUGGAACCAUAGUUAAGGAGAGAUGUGCGCCAUCAUGUGGGCCACCAGAAGGACUCUGUUCUUCUGGAAGGGUGGCCAGAAGCCCUGAGCCGCCAUUCAUCCCCAAGUUUUAUUUUAUAAUAUAGAAACUUAUAUAAGAAACAAUAUAAAAUUUAAAAGAACCAACUACAGUCAAAAACAUGUAACCCAUGGGGCUGUCGAGCUGGCUCAGAGGUUAACAGUAUCUACUCUUUAAAGGACCCAGGUCAGACUCCCAGUACCCAAGUAGUAGCUCACAGCCCUCUGUGGCUUCAGGUCCAGAUCUGACUCCCUCUUCUGGACUUUGUGUGCACCAGGUGCACAUGUGGUCUACACACAUUCACAGACAAACACUUAGACACGUAAGACAUGUAAGACGCGUAAGACGCGUAAGCCUGGAGAGAGAGAAGAAAAGCAGGCUCUCAUUAGUCUUUAACAGAUUAGGAAGUAAGUCCUACUUACUAUCCAUCUUGCAUGUGAGGAAAAUGGAGGACGGAGGAGUCCGUAACCUGCCCAAGGCUCCCCAGGUCGCGAAGCCGGAGGAACGCCUGGAGUGCAGCACACCGACUCCAUGGCCCAGCUCUGGCCGCACUGGCUGUAUCUUAUCUGCUUCUCUCACUGUUGGAGGAGAAGCCAGGCCUCCCACCUCAGACUAGUGUCCAGCCGCUGAGCUCAGGCUGGCUCUGCUGCUCCAGCCUGACACAGUUGUAUUUACUGCCCACAGAGCCAGAAAGAAAGUCUGUACAAGAAAACCAAGCCAGUUGUGGUAGCAUCCACCUUUAGUACUAGCAGUCUGGAGGCAGAGGCAGGAGGACCUCUGUGAGUUCAAGGCCAGCCUGGUCUACAUAGACUAUGUCUCAAAUAAGACAAAACAUUAACUUUAAUAAAAGUAGACUCAGGCUUCCUGUUCUGCACCAUGGCGCAAAAUCAGGGUGAGAAGGAGAACCCCAUGCGGGAACUUCACGUCCGCAAACUCUGCCUCAACAUCUGUGUGGGGGAGAGCGGAGACAGACUGACCCGGACAGCCAAGGUGUUGGAGCAGCUCACAGGCCAGACCCCUGUGUUUUCCAAAGCUAGAUACACUGUCAGGUUCUCUGGCAUCCGGAGAAAUGAGAAGAUUGCUGUUCACUGCACAGUCCACGGAGCCAAGGCCGAGGAGAUUCUGGAGAAAGGCCUGAAGGUGCGGGAGUAUGAGUUACAGAAAAAUAACUUCUCAGAUACUGGAAACUUUGGUUUUGGAAUUCAGGAACACAUUGACCUGGGCAUCAAACACGACCCAAGCAUUGGCAUCUACGGCCUGGACUUCUAUGUGGUGCUGGGUAGGCCAGGUUUCAGCAUCGCAGACAAGAAGCGCAGAACAGGCUGCACUGGGGCCAAACACAGGAUCAGCAAAAAGGAGGCCAUGCGCCGGUUCCAGCGGAAGUAUGAUGGGAUCAUCCUUCCUGGAAAAUAAAUUUUAUCUAAAAAACCAAUAAAACUUUCUCAGAAAUGCAAAACAAAAAAUAAGGUAGACUCAGAAUGACAAUUUGUUAGGUUGCGUAGUGUUUUGGUUUUGUAAUUUUCUUUUUUCUGAAUUAGCACAUGUGCUGUAUGUGCAUGUGGGUGGUGCAGCCGCCCACGGCUCACCAUGGACCUGGGAUGAUGUGCGUGUGGGUGGGUACGGCUCACCGUGCACCCAGGGAGCCGCUCUGCAGUCGUCAGCUGUCUUGAGUUUUACGAGGCUUCAGAGACUGGACCGGGCUCGCCAGCCAUCUUUGCUUCUGUGCCGAUCCAUCACUUACACAGGAUUUUAGUUGAGGGAGUGAGAUAGCAGAUUAUGUCACUCAUCAUGGUGGUCCCGGCAGCCGGUGCUGGCUGAUGUCUGCCUAAAGAUGAGGACGA
Molecule: messenger RNA, 2162 nt
Organism: Grammomys surdaster
Lineage: Eukaryota; Metazoa; Chordata; Mammalia; Rodentia; Muridae
Product: 60S ribosomal protein L11-like
Exons: 1
Coding region: 1198-1734 (178 amino acids)
Biological process (GO): translation
Cellular component (GO): ribosome; cytosolic large ribosomal subunit
Molecular function (GO): RNA binding; structural constituent of ribosome
Source: RefSeq, a predicted model, not a curated record